AUGGAACAAAAUCAUACAGAAUUGGGCUAUGAAGAUACAACGUUAAAAUUGAUUUUUCGACAAAUUAUUACCGUCGAUUGCAAUCUCAGACUAGUAGCAUUAAAAUUGCGUCGUAUUGAUGUCAAUCGGCGUUAUCCUAAUCGACGUGGCGAUACUUUAAUCAUGGCGUUAAUUAGAGCAUGUACAUUAUCCCAAAGGGAAAAAAUACACCGUUUGCGAUUUUUAUUAAAAUAUGGUGCUGACUGGGAUAAGAGGAAUAAUUGUGGAGAGAGUGGUAGAGAUUUAGCAGGAAAUAUUUCAAGCGACUUUAUUGAACAAGUUGAAGAUUGUAAAGAAAGCGUCAAAAGCGAUCUAACGGAUGAUUUACGUGAUCGAAAUGAAAAUAUCAAUCAGUCAAAACAAUCGUAUGGUAAGCUUGCUGGUUCAAAGCCUACUAUAAAAUUAGAACCCACUGACACUCAGGUCGAUACACCUACUACUGGUAGUUCUGCUACUGUUUAUAACCAUAAUAAUCAUUUCCAAGAAACCAAACCGAAUGUCAACAAAUUAACCACCAUUAAGGUUAAAGUUGAGCCAACGAAUGAUGAUCAUGUUAUGAACAAUUCAGCGGAAAAGAGCUCUAAUCCAAAAUGGCAUGCUACCGAUGUAAAUAAUGCUAAUGCAGCUUCAACAAAAGUACGUGGAAAGAACAAAUGGCCUAGAGUAAACAAGCAAAGGCCAAAACGAAACGCCAUCAAUCAGAAUCAAACAAAUAUGGAAUCAACGAGUAGAACGUUCUACCGUGAAUCGUAUUUUGUAAAUCCUAUGAGAAAAGGCAAGAAACCACUACCUGUGGCAGAUCAUAACAAAUUACCCAGUUGUCUAUGUAGUCAAACUAGUUCACUGGAGGAUAUCGAAGGAAUUGUCCUUG
This is a messenger RNA of Trichoplax adhaerens, 910 nucleotides long. RefSeq lists its product as uncharacterized. The annotation marks the transcript as partial. The transcript has a single exon. The record is from RefSeq and is a predicted model, not a curated record. NCBI's taxonomy places the organism in Eukaryota, Metazoa, Placozoa, Uniplacotomia, Trichoplacea, Trichoplacidae.